Molecule: messenger RNA, 651 nt
Organism: Rhea pennata
Lineage: Eukaryota; Metazoa; Chordata; Aves; Rheiformes; Rheidae
Gene: SYSRN
Product: coiled-coil domain containing 201
Exons: 2
Coding region: 1-651 (216 amino acids)
Source: RefSeq, a predicted model, not a curated record
AUGUCAGAGGAAGAAGAUUCCUUUCUAAACAUUAAAAGAUCCCUGAAGAAAAGAAUGGUGAAACACAGCACUCCAGUGGACUCGAUGCUCUCGAGAACGAUGCCGUCUCUAAUGGACUUGACAAAUCAGUCAAUCAAGGACCAAGAUGCCAGUAAGAGAGUUUAUGGAUCCCCAAUGCCAAAAUCGUCUCUCAGCAGAUCACUAGCUCAGUUAUCAUCAGUACGCGUUGAUGCAUACUUCCCUCACGCUGUGUCCCCAAAAAGGCUCUCAAAAGUAUUUGACUCACAAGAGUUGAGUGAAGAGAGAAGCCAAAGCUCUUGGGCUGUGCUUCCUAGAAGGAGACUUUCAACGGUGCUGGCCUCAGAUGAAUCAGCUGAAGAACCAAGCAAUAAGGGUGUCCCUCCUGCAGAAAAUGAAGCGGAAACUGAAGUCCCCUCUGAAGCAAUUGAGGAGGCUGCAGCAACUCCCAAGCAUGGACUUUCGUGGCUGGUUACUGGAAUACCAGGGAUAAAAGAUCCCCCAAUAGCAAAAGCCAAAAAGAAGAGAAUUGAUAAAGCUCUUGUGAAGAAGAAGCAAAGAGAAUGGGUGCUCCGCCAACUUAAAAAUAUUGAAGAAGCAACUGAACAUGAACUUACAAUUGAGGAAGCUUGA